Staurois parvus is the source of this 397-nucleotide messenger RNA. The record is from the annotation of a GenBank genome assembly. Lineage: Eukaryota; Metazoa; Chordata; Amphibia; Anura; Ranidae.
GGGUCGGUAGCUAACGGGCAAACGGUAGCAGCGGAAGAGUGGUCAGGAAUAGCCGAGGUCAGGACAGGCGGAGUUCGUUCAGAGUCAGGAUCAAAGCAGAAUCAGGAUCAGGCAGGAAGCAGACAGGAUGCAGGUACAGGGGCUCAUGGAAAACAUACACCAAGGCACUUAUCACAGGCCUGGUCCUGCUUAAAUACACCUUCUGCAAUCAGCCUCAGGUGAUGGCCUGAUUGCAGGAGUGAGAUUCUGGCUGCUGAGAGCACCCACUGGCCAGCCUUGGUACUGCAGCCCACAAGGCAGGUGAGUCCCACCACCAUUGGCGAGUCCAUUCCUGACAUUCUGCUUGUAAGCAUUGGUUAGUGGUGGCCGAAUAGAAGGUUUAUGCACAGUUGCAAGA